This is a messenger RNA of Sphaerulina musiva SO2202, 1133 nucleotides long. Its product is annotated as BET3 family protein. Lineage: Eukaryota; Fungi; Ascomycota; Dothideomycetes; Mycosphaerellales; Mycosphaerellaceae. The transcript has 3 exons. The record is from RefSeq and is a predicted model, not a curated record. Bases 124 to 717 code for a protein of 197 amino acids. Gene Ontology annotation, cellular component: cis-Golgi network membrane; cytosol; TRAPP complex. Gene Ontology annotation, biological process: endoplasmic reticulum to Golgi vesicle-mediated transport; intra-Golgi vesicle-mediated transport.
AUUGUUACUUUGAGCCCAUUUCACGCAUUCACAGAACAGCAACUGGAAUCCCGUCUGGAGCAAUGAAGUGAACCUGAGCAGUCGCGUGUACCAUCCCGGACGCGCCUUUCGAAUUCUACAGCCAUGACCUCUAAAGCAGCUCGUCUGGGCGAAGAGGUGUGGAAAUCGCGCGUCGAAAAGAUCAAUGCUGAAGUAGUCACUCUCACGUACGGCACAAUCGUCGCCCAGCUGUGCCGUGAUCUCCUCCUUCCCAACACCGCUGCCCAAACGGACUACACAGCAGUCAACGCCGAACUUGAUCGCAUGGGCUACAACAUGGGACAACGCAUGAUUGAGGAUUUUUUGGCAAAGAGUAAUACUGGAAGUUGCUCGAGCUUCAAAGAAACAGCAGAGAUUAUUAGCAAAGUGGGAUUCAAGAUCUUCAUGAACAUCACGCCUACUGUUACAGGUUGGACGGCUGAUGGGAAGGGGUUUGGGCUCGUCUUCGAGGAGAAUCCUUUGGCGGACUUUGUGGAGUUGCCGGAUGACGGGAGGAGUCAGGAGGAAUUGUGGUAUAGCAACAUACUAUGUGGUGUGAUCCGUGGGGCGUUGGAGAUGGUGCAAAUGCAAGUCGAGGCACAUUUUGUCAGUGAUGUGCUGAGAGGAAAUGAUACGACGGAGAUGCGGGUCACGCUGUUACGAUAUAUCGAGGACGAGUUGCCGCCAGACGAUGAGUGAUGCGGUUGGAGGUUUGAGAACUUCGCACCACCACAUGUCGCAUAUGUAUGCCUCGUCGCAUACCAGCGCUUUCCGGACUGUUACAUGUAUGUGCCUCACAGCAUUGAGGGAGCAUUGUAUGCCACCAACACGAAAGAUGGCAGCCUGCUACAUCGAUACAGUAGCUGAGCGAGAAGGUCGCUUUCCUGCAGGACUGGCCAGUCCAUGCAGUUCGCUUUUGGCACUUUGUCGCACCUUUAUAUCGCAUUCGUCGGCUAUCGAUGGCUAAGGUACCAGGUAUUUUAAGGGAAGACGGUAGCGACGAACCCUCCGAGCACAUGUGUUUUGCAUCCGGAAAUAUAAGGGCGCGGUGGCACGGUAUGCAGCAAGCACCAGAUGUAGUCUCACGCCUGAACUGGAACAAGAAUGUGUGCACG